Molecule: messenger RNA, 687 nt
Organism: Camellia sinensis
Lineage: Eukaryota; Viridiplantae; Streptophyta; Magnoliopsida; Ericales; Theaceae
Source: RefSeq, a predicted model, not a curated record
AUGACGAGUUUCAUGAAAUAUGGGAAUUGUUGUUACUGGAAAUUAUUGUCCAAAUGUUGUUAUAGUCUUGAAAUGACUAAGUUGUUGGAAUUGCUUGAGAUGUGGAAAUGUGAUUAUUUGUCGAUGGAUUUAAAUGAAAACAUGCUUCAAUCGUCUGGGGACUUCAAUGGAGAUCUAAGAUCUUCAGCUUCAAUCGAUCUCAUUUUCAUGAUGGAUCUUAUCUUCGUGAUCGAUCUCAGACUCCAACGCAGAUCUAUCCUCUCUCCUUCUUCGUUUCCGCACCAGCACCCCUUCUUGCUCAGUCAUCAAACUGAGAUUUUCGACUCUAAAGCAAAGAUGGAGCUUCUUGACAUCAUUCUAACCAAGUCUAGUAAAGGGAGGUUGAAACAAGAUGAAGCAAGGAAGUAUUUUCAGCAGCUCAUAAAUGUGGUGGAUUACUGCCACAGCAGAGGUGUCUUUCAUAGGGAUCUGAAGGGAGAUGGGUUACUGCACACAACCUGUGGAAAACCAAAUUAUGUUGCUCCUGAAGUGAUUAAGAAUAAAGGCUACGAUGGAGCUAAAGCAGAUCUAUGGUCGUGCGGUGUAAUAGUUUUUGUACUAUUGGCAGGCUUUCUGCCAUUUGAAGAGUCCAACCUCAUGGAAUUAUACAAAAAGUAUUUAGCAAUUCUUAUUGCAUUCUUUUCAUGA